AUGUCAUCAUCAUCAACAGCAGAAUUAAUUAUUUUUGCCUCUCAACAAUAUACAAUCUAUGUUAGUUUUAUUAUUUUAUUUUCUGGUGUUUUCGGACAUAUUGCUAACAUUUUCGUAUUAACUCGUCUUAAAAUUUUCCGUGGAAAUUCAUCUGCUUUUUAUCUCAUCGCAGAAUCGAUUGUUGAUUUACUUCAAAUGAUAAUAUCAUUCACAUCUCGUAUUGCAAUCAAUGGAUUUGUUAAUGAUUUAACACAGACAUCAUUAAUUUGGUGUAAAUUAAGACCAUUAUUUGUUCAAUCUUUUACUCUCAUUUCACUUAAUAUAGUUUGUUUUGCUGCUAUUGAUCAAUAUUUAUCAACAAGUUAUUAUCCAUUUUUAAGACAAAAGAGUACAAUUAAAUUAGCUAAAAGGCUUACUAUUAUUGCAACUAUAAUUUGGGUCCUACAUAGUAUACCAGUUGUGUUCCUCUUUGAAAUUCAAUCAACAUAUGGAUGUAAUAUAUAUAAUGAAAAUUUUAGAAAUUAUGUUACAUAUGUUUAUUAUCUCGUACUCACUGGUGCAUUGCCGAUCGUUGUUUCGACAUGGUUCAGCGUUUUAGCCUAUCGAAAUGUUCGUCGGAUUGUACGACGUCAAAUGGCAAUACGUCGACGAAAAUUUGAUCAACAAUUAACAGCAAUGAUUCUUGUUCGAGUUGGUUUUUUAGUCGCUAUGACAUUACCGUAUGUUUUACAACGGAGUUAUACACUUACUACACUUAUAGUCGAAGAUGAUUUGAUGCGUAAAUCCAUUGAACAACUUAUUGAAGCUCUUGCUUUUUCAUUUUUUUAUCUUAAUUAUUCGGGUUCUUUUUAUUUAUUUUUAAUAUCAUCAACACGAUUUCGUCGACAAGUUAAACAUGUUUUUAUUAGCAAAUGUUGGCGAGUAUAUUGUAGAAAGACAGUACGUCGUAAUCAAAUUGCAGCAAUUACUCAAAUUUCCAGUAGUGAAUAUGAUUUACAAUCAAUUGAAUAA
Messenger RNA from Rotaria sp. Silwood2, 1011 nucleotides. Lineage: Eukaryota; Metazoa; Rotifera; Eurotatoria; Philodinida; Philodinidae. The record is from the annotation of a GenBank genome assembly.